This is a messenger RNA of Triticum turgidum subsp. durum (durum wheat), 234 nucleotides long. The record is from the annotation of a GenBank genome assembly. NCBI's taxonomy places the organism in Eukaryota, Viridiplantae, Streptophyta, Magnoliopsida, Poales, Poaceae.
AUGGGCUGCAAGGAACCAUAUACCAAUGCAGAGAUGCUUCCUAUGAGUGCUUGCUUCCACUCUGGUGCAUUCAUUGCAAGAAGCCUUGAGAAAGACGGUGCAGGUGGGGAAACAUAUGACCCGGUUUCUUUUGAAACACCUGGUGUGAGUGGCAUGGGACUUGCUCUGGACAUGCUGAGACGGCUGGCACUGGUCCUUGCUGCUGAGGAGGCCCUAAAUUGGUCAGUUUCUUGA